AUGAAAGAUUUACUUUAUAUGUAUGAAAAAGAUAAUCCUAUUAUUGAAGAUGAAACAUAUGAAAAUAAUAUUAAUUUAAAUAGUUAUUUUAAAAAUCAAUAUAAAGUUAAAUUAUUAAUUAAAUUAGUAUUACUUAUUUCAAUUAUUGUUUCUAUUAUGUUUGGAAUAAUUCGAGUAAUUACUCUUAGAAGAUCAUAUACAUGUAAUAGUCGUUAUUCAACAUUUUUUAUUGAAACAAUACCACCACCAAAUAUUGAAAUAACUAAUACUACACAAUUUUAUACCUUUAUUGAUCCAACAUUUAAAUUAGAAUUUAAUGGAACAUUUAUAGAAAAAGAUAAUUCCAGGUUUUUUGGAGGAAAAAUAAUAUAUCCUGAAGUUACUCUUAAUGAUUCAAGAUUUAGUUUAAAAGCACAAUUUGAUCAUUGUGAUUAUCAAGUUUUUUAUAAACAUUAUAUUCUUUGUCAUACUCUUCGUUUAAGAUUUUCUUUAAAUUCUGUAAAUAUAAGUACUAUUAAACCUUAUCCUAUUACUAUUUCAAUAAAAGACCCUGACCCAUCAUAUUCAAUGUAUUUUACUGAUUCAUUUGAUUGUGGUUGUAAAAGUAAUUUUACAAUGGUUUUAAUUCCAUUAAAUAAUCAAACAACAUUUUAUGCAAAAACAAAACCAACAGUUAUUUGUGAUAAUUCAAGUAAUAUUAAUGAACAACAAAAAUUUAUAAAUUUAACACUUCAAACAUUUGAAACAGAAAAUAAUUUUUAUCCUUUUAUUCAACAAAAUCUUACAAUUCUUAAUCAAACAAAAAUAUUUAAUCCUAUUAUUAUUGAAACAGAAAUAGAUAAUAAUAAUCUUACUCAUAUUUCAUCUAAAGAACUUAAUGUAACUUCAACUCAAUUAUUUGGUGAUACUCAAAUAUUUGAAAUUAUUGUUGGACAAAAUGGAACUAUUGGAUAUAUUACAUUUUAUAAUAAAGUUACUUAUCAAUGUUAUCUUGAAAGAAAUAAAGUCUUUCAUUUUAUUGCAAUUCCUUUUGUAUUUGAUAAAAUUAAAAAUAAGAUACCAAGUGCUUUUGUAGCAUCUGGUAUUUAUAAUAAUCAUUUUGAUAAUAUAAAUAUUUCUAUUCUUAAAUCAAAUUUAUAUAAAACAACUUUUAGUAUUCAUGGUUCUUUUAUUUUUUAUCACGAAUUAUUACCACAAAUAUUUAUUAACGAUAAAAAUACUUCUAUUGUUAAUAUUAUUGAACCUUCAAUUCUUAAUUUUAACCAAUUUCUUAAUUACGAAACUGGGUUGGUUGGAAGUAAAGAAUUUAUUGUUGAAAUUAGAGGAUAUUGUGAUUUAAAUGAAAUUAAAAAAAUUACUAUUAUUAUUCCUGAAUGUUCUAAUUGUCAAUUAAUAAAAUAUUUUUAA
This is a messenger RNA of Entamoeba histolytica HM-1:IMSS, 1407 nucleotides long. RefSeq lists its product as uncharacterized. The record is from RefSeq and is a predicted model, not a curated record. Bases 1 to 1407 code for a protein of 468 amino acids. The transcript has a single exon. NCBI's taxonomy places the organism in Eukaryota, Evosea, Mastigamoebida, Endamoebidae.